Molecule: messenger RNA, 207 nt
Organism: Echinostoma caproni
Lineage: Eukaryota; Metazoa; Platyhelminthes; Trematoda; Plagiorchiida; Echinostomatidae
Source: the annotation of a GenBank genome assembly
CCAACCUCGAUGCGCAUUCAUCGCGCGGCCGGACUGGCUGCCUUGUCGGCCGUGUUCAAGGUUUAUGCGGACUAUAAACAGCAAUAUCCGGACGCUUAUGCACCUCGAUUUGGUGAACACGACCCGUCACCCUACUUCACCCUCAAUCAUCGAUGGAUGAACCCGGAGAUACCGGAACAAGAAGAGGACUUGGAACAACAUCUAUGA